Molecule: messenger RNA, 3850 nt
Organism: Empidonax traillii (willow flycatcher)
Lineage: Eukaryota; Metazoa; Chordata; Aves; Passeriformes; Tyrannidae
Gene: HIPK3
Product: homeodomain interacting protein kinase 3
Exons: 16
Coding region: 258-3833 (1191 amino acids)
Biological process (GO): peptidyl-serine phosphorylation; peptidyl-threonine phosphorylation
Cellular component (GO): cytoplasm; PML body; nucleus
Molecular function (GO): ATP binding; protein tyrosine kinase activity; protein serine/threonine kinase activity
Source: RefSeq, a predicted model, not a curated record
CCCCGGAGGAGACACCCGCGGGACCCCCUCCUGCGCCGUGGGGGGAGCCGGGGCGGCAAAUGGUGCCCAGGGCCGGGGUAAAAAGCAGCAACUGGAAAGGAAGCGGACGCUUUAAAAUUUGGUCAGUUCCCAAGAGCGAGCUCCGUGAAAAAAACAGAGGGGUUUUAUUGCUGGAGGCUUUGCCGUAAUGGUUGCGGCAGCGACUGUGCGGGGUUUGUUCUGGAUUCGUCGUGAUAGCAAUUGUAAAGCUGGCAGGUAUGGCCUCACAAGUCUUGGUCUAUCCACCAUAUGUUUAUCAAACCCAGUCAAGUGCCUUUUGUAGUGUGAAGAAACUCAAACUAGAACCAAGCAGCUGCGUGUACCACGAGAGAACCUACCCGCAAAUCUACGUGAAUGGUAAAAACUUUGGAAUUUCCCCCCACAGGGUUAGUGCUUUCUUUCAGACUAAAAGCCCGUUUGACAGACCUCGAGGACGGAACUUUUGGUUGCAGUCAAAUGCUGUUGCUUUAAAAAAUACUGCAGGUGCUACAAAAGCGUUGGCAGCGUGGGUGCAGCAGCCCCAGCUGGAGGCGCCUCGGGCCGGGACGCAGGGAAGCCGGUCGGAUCUCCUGGAAGGACCCCAGCGAUGUGGACUGAAGCGUAAGAGCGAAGAGCUGGAUAACCAGAGCGGCACGAUGCAGAUUGUUGACGAACUGUCCAUCCUGCCUGCCAUGUUGCAAACCAGCGUGGGGAACCCGGUGGCGGUCGUGACGACGGCCGCCCCCGCGAAACCGAGCGGCACGAGCGGGGAUGGAGAUUACCAGUUGGUGCAGCACGAGGUGUUGUGCUCCGUGAAAAACACCUACGAGGUUCUGGAUUUCCUUGGGCGAGGGACCUUCGGGCAAGUCGUGAAGUGCUGGAAGAGGGGGACGAACGAGAUCGUGGCGAUCAAAAUCCUGAAGAAUCAUCCUUCGUACGCGCGCCAGGGGCAGAUAGAAGUGAGCAUCUUAGCGAGGCUGAGCACUGAGAACGCUGAUGAAUUCAACUUUGUGAGAGCCUACGAGUGCUUUCAGCAUCGUAACCACACUUGUCUGGUUUUUGAGAUGCUGGAGCAGAAUUUGUACGACUUCCUGAAGCAAAACAAAUUCAGCCCCCUGCAGCUCAAAGUAAUACGGCCCAUUCUGCAACAGGUGGCCACUGCACUGAAAAAACUGAAAAGUCUGGGUUUAAUCCAUGCUGACCUCAAACCAGAGAACAUUAUGUUGGUGGAUCCUGUCCGGCAGCCUUACCGGGUCAAAGUCAUAGACUUCGGGUCUGCCAGCCAUGUAUCAAAGACUAUUUGUUCCACUUAUUUACAAUCUCGGUAUUACAGAGCACCAGAGAUCAUACUGGGAUUGCCGUUUUGCGAAGCCAUAGACAUGUGGUCGUUAGGGUGUGUGAUUGCAGAGCUGUUCCUUGGAUGGCCACUGUACCCAGGAGCACUGGAAUAUGACCAGAUUCGUUACAUUUCACAGACUCAAGGUUUGCCAGGAGAGCAGUUGUUAAGCAUGGGAACAAAAACUGCAAGAUUUUUCUGUAGAGAAACGGAUGCACCAUAUUCUAGUUGGAGAUUAAAGACAUUGGAAGAACACGAGGCAGAAACAGGUAUGAAGUCUAAAGAGGCCAGAAAGUAUAUUUUCAACAGUUUGGAUGAUAUAGUGCACGUGAACAUGGUGAUGGAUUUGGAAGGAAGUGACCUGUUGGCAGAGAAGGCAGAUAGGAGGGAAUUCGUCAGUCUGUUGAAGAAAAUGUUGCUCAUCGAUGCUGAUCUAAGAAUCACUCCAGCUGAGACCCUGAACCAUUCUUUUGUUACCAUGAAGCACCUCCUCGAUUUUCCUCAUAGCAACCAAGUGAAGUCCUGUUUUCAUAUCAUGGAUAUUUGCAAAUGCAGAUCAAAUCUGUAUGACUUAAGCAAUCGCAAUAAAACAUCACUUAUGAGAUCAGUUGCCUCAGGCAGUGCAGCCAACCUGACUGCGAGCUUUACCAAAAUUGGUCCAGUAAGAAGUCAGGCAUUAACUGCAUCUGCCCAUUCAGUUUUGCACCAAGGGAUACCACUGCAGGCAGGAACUGCUCAGUUUGGUUGCAGUGAUGUUUUCCAACAGGCAUUGAUUAUAUGUCCUCCUGCUCUUCAAGGAAUUCCUACAAACCACAGCAAACCCACCAGUUUCUCCCUGAGGGUGGAUAAUGCAGUCCCGUUGGUGACCCAAGCCCACGCGAUUCAGCCACUACAGAUUCGAGCCGGAAUCCUCUCUCAGACGUGGUCGAAUCAGACUCAGCAGAUCCUGGUUCCUGCAUGGCAGCAGGUGGCACCAGUGGCAGCUCCUGCAACAUCUCUGGCCUCUGAUCCUGUGGCUGGCCCACAGAGGCUUGGAGACUGGGGGAAGAUGAUUACCCAGGGCACUCAUUACAGCUCAGUGAUACCACAGCCUCUCUUAACACAUCAGAUAACCUUGUCUGCCCCUCAGCCAAUUAGUGUGGGCAUUGCACACGUCGUCUGGCCUCAGCCCGCAGCUACCAAGAGGAACAAACUGUGUCAGAACAGGAGCAACGCGUUACAGAACACCAACAUCCAAAAUUCAGCCUUCAUAUCUCCAAAGAUACUCAACCUGAAGGCUGUGAAGAGAUUAAGCUGCAUCGAAGCACAGGACAAUCUCAACUCAGAAGGACAGGAAGGCACCUGCUGUGAAGCCUCGGUCAGGCUGGCCCCUGAUCCCUCCCUGCGAGCCGCCCAGCGCCAGACCCUGUUCAUAGCCGGCUCCCCCAGCCCCGCCGUCAGCGUCAUCACCAUCAGCAGCGACACCGACGAGGAUGACCUGGGAAGGACACAUUCGCUGAGGGAGUGUAAAGGUAGCCUGGAGUGCGAAGCCUGCCAGAACACCCUGAACAUCGACCGCGUGUGCUCCCUCAGCAGUCCCGACAGCACCCUGAGCACCAGCUCCUCCGAGCAGUCCAGCCCAUCUCCUUGCAAGAGGUCCAACAGCAUGUCGGAUGACGAACAGGAAAGUGGAUGUGAUACAGUGGAUGGUUCCCCAACUUCAGACUCUUCAGGACACGACAGCCCGUUUGUGGAGAAUGGCUUUGUGGUCAAUAAUAAUAAAAAUAAGGAAGCAAGAGCCUCGGUUAAUCCUGAAACCAAAUCAACUGUUUGCACAGUAGUGGUACCACCGAUGAGACUUGAAAACAGGUUACAUCUUGGUGAACAGAUAGUGAAUACAGAUGCUUCGUGCCAGCCACUGAAAAAGGGUCGGUCUGUGCUGGGAAGAAUAAACCAGUCUUCUGCUGUAGGAAACCGUCAGCAAAAAUCAGCAUUCCAUCAGCAACACGUAAACUUCAGUCAGGUUCAGCACUUCGGCUCCGGGCCGCAGGAGUGGAACGGGAACUACGCUCAGCGGAGGCAGCAGCAGGGUUACAUCCCGGCCAGCCACGCUUUCUCCCUGCCCCAGGGCAGCCCCAGCCACACCACCGUGCACGCCGCCCACCUCCCCGGCAGCGCCCACCUGGGCGCCCAGCCCGCCCUCCUGCCCUACCCGUCGCCGGCGCCCCUCGGCAGCGCCGCCGCGCCCGUCGCCCACCUGCUCGCCUCGCCCUGCGCCUCCCGGCCUCUGCUGCAGCACCCCACCUACGGCAUCACCCACCCCAGCGGCAUCGUCCACCAGGUGCCGGUGGGCAUCAACCCCCGCCUCCUGCCUUCCCCCACCAUCCCCCAGACUCAGUACAAGCCGCUCUUCCCCCCGCACUCGUACAUCGCGGCGUCGCCCGCCUACGCGGGGUUCCCGCUGAGCCCCACGAAACUCGGCCAGUACCCCUUCAUGUGAGAAGAGUAACGCUGAGG